AUGGAAGAUACACCUGUUAAUUUGGCUCAUGCUUUCGCAAACCAAGCUGAAGAAUUUGAAGAGAAGGAAUUAUGGGCUAAGGCGAUGGAAGCCCAUUUCCGUGCUGCUGAUCAAUUUGUUUUGGCGAUAAAUUAUACAUCAGAUCCGGAGGUAGCGCGAACUUUAAAAUUGCUGUACGCUACCCAUAAUCGACAAGGCAAAGAAUUACAACGUCGUAUAGAAAAGCAAGCACAGCAAUCUCCAAAACAACCACAAGAACGACUAAAUACACCUACAUCUCAUAGAAGUCGAUCAAAAUCAGGUUCUGCUGCACCAGAUAAAAGUAAUUCUACUCAAAGGACACAUCAAUUACAAUCUAGAAAAGGAUCGUCUUCUACGCUACCAACAACGUAUUUGAGUUCUCAGCAUGCUCUGGGCGUCCAGAUACCAUCUAAUAACAAUGAAAAGAUGGCUUCAGAUUUGUUAAGAUCAGGAUUUAGUAGUACAUCUGUUAACUCUAAUAGUGGCAUAAGACGGAACCCAGUAUGGUCUGAUUCUACAACUUCAAUAGGUGUUUCAAAAGAGAUGAUGACGUCGACUGCCCCAAGUAUCUCGUUGGAAGGUUCAUCCAGUUCUGAGAAAAUUGGUGACUCUUAUAUGGUGUUGCAAGGACACAAUGACUCUACUGAUGAUGAUGAUUCGGAUCCUUUCAAUAAAUUCUGGGGAAUUGUUGAAACGUUAGUUUCUAAAAUAUCCAACCCCUUAACCAACCCGGUUGCCUUUGCAACUGUACCUCUAAAUGCAUCCGAAUAUUCUCGAACGCCAUUUGAUCCAAAUACAAUUCACCCCCCUUUACCGUUUGGUAACAAUAUCAGUGAUGUUGAUAAUGAUUCAAAAGUAGAUGAGUUAAAUGCUGCUAUGAUGGAAUCAUUUUUUAUUAUACCGAAAGAACAAAGAUUAACCGGUGCAUCUGGCGCUUAUUCUCACCCAUCGUCAACACUGUCACCUGGAACUCAUUUUUCAUCUGGAAGUAGAAAUACUUCAAAAACUUUAGAAGAAUACGCGAUGGAGAAUGCACAACUUAAAUCUGUCAUAGAUAAUUUGACUAAAAGGAUGACGACUUAUGAAAAGGCUGCCGAAGAGAAUAGUAUGUUAAAAAGUAGCAUUUUGCAAUUUAAAAAUGAUUUACAAAAACAGGCCAAACGGAUCAAAGUUAGUCAAGAAAUGCUGCGGUCGUCUUAUGUAGCAAAACAGGUUUCGCCUGAAAGUUCAACUGUUGCUAGCGCGCAGUCUCUUCAAAAACGUAUCAAAGAGUUAGAAGAAGAACUUCAUCUCACGAAAGCUGAAUGUGAAAAACAGAAAAGUCUUGCGGCAAAAUAUAAGGACCGUUUGAAUAAGAUAAAAGAUAACGCAAGAAGCAAGAGGCAGGGUGGACAACAAACCGAGAAUAAGUCGAAUGAUUCAUCGGCAAUUCCUGACAACGUUUGA
Messenger RNA from Dentiscutata heterogama, 1467 nucleotides. The record is from the annotation of a GenBank genome assembly. Lineage: Eukaryota; Fungi; Glomeromycota; Glomeromycetes; Diversisporales; Gigasporaceae.